AUGAAAAUUGACAUUCAUAGCCACAUUCUACCUAAGGAAUGGCCCGACCUGAAGAAGAGAUAUGGAUAUGGUGGAUGGGUGCAGCUGGAUCAUCACUGCAAGGGACAGGCAAAGAUGAUGAAGGAUGGAAAGGUUUUUAGAGUUAUCCAAGAGAACUGCUGGGAUCCAGAAGUACGGAUUAAAGAGAUGGACCAGUCAGGAGUCACCGUCCAAGUCCUGUCCACAGUCCCUGUAAUGUUCAGCUACUGGGCCAAACCUCAGGAUACUUUAGACCUUGCCCAGCUGUUAAACAAUGACUUAGCUGCUACAGUAAAGAAGCAUCCCAAGAGGUUUGUUGGGCUGGGCACGUUACCCCUGCAAGCUCCAGAGCUGGCUGUGAGGGAAAUGCAGCGCUGUGUGAAUGAACUGGGCUUUCCUGGAGUGCAGAUUGGAUCUCAUGUCAACGAGUGGGACCUGAAUGCCCCAGAGCUCCACGAUGUUUAUGCUGCUGCUGAGAAAUUAAAUUGCUGUCUCUUUGUGCAUCCCUGGGACAUGCAGAUAGAUGGGAGGAUGUCCAAAUAUUGGUUUCCCUGGCUAAUAGGCAUGCCAACAGAAACAACCAUGGCCAUUUGCUCCAUGAUUAUGGGAGGAAUUUUUGAAAAAUUCCCUAAGCUGAAAGUUUGCUUUGCACACGGAGGUGGAGCUUUUCCAUACACAGUGGGUCGAAUCUCCCACGGCUUCAACGUGCGCCCCGAUUUGUGUGCCAUGGAUAACAAGGUGGAUCCCAGAAAAUACCUCGGCUCAUUUUACACAGACUCUCUUGUCCACGACCGUGGGGCUCUAAAGCUGCUAACAAGUGUAGUGGGAGAGGACAAAGUUAUUUUGGGGACAGAUUACCCUUUUCCACUUGGGGAACUAGAACCUGGAAAAUUGAUUGAUUCAAUGGAUGAUUUUGACUAUAAACUAAAGGAUAAACUCAAGGCUGGAAAUGCUCUGGAAUUUUUGGGUCUUAGCAGAAAACAAUUUGAAUAAUUAUGAAGUACUAAAGCAACAAAACUUCUGAAAUAACAUCCCUGUAUUUCUGUUGGCAUGUACAAUUGUGCAGAUGAAAAAUAAAACUGACAAUUAUCUGACAGCCUCCUGUUAUUUCCAAAGCAAAAGCAAGGGUACUGGAAAGGAGUAUGCAAAGGUAUUGCCUGAGGAUUUAGGCUGUUUUUAAACAAUUCUGAAAUCCCUGCUUUCAUAAUAAAGGAGA
This is a messenger RNA of Melozone crissalis (California towhee), 1234 nucleotides long. RefSeq names its product aminocarboxymuconate semialdehyde decarboxylase (gene ACMSD). The transcript has 10 exons. Gene Ontology annotation, biological process: secondary metabolic process. NCBI's taxonomy places the organism in Eukaryota, Metazoa, Chordata, Aves, Passeriformes, Passerellidae. The coding region runs from base 1 to 1011 and encodes 336 amino acids. The record is from RefSeq and is a predicted model, not a curated record. Gene Ontology annotation, cellular component: cytoplasm; cytosol. Gene Ontology annotation, molecular function: hydrolase activity; carboxy-lyase activity.